Messenger RNA from Histoplasma capsulatum G186AR, 7665 nucleotides. Its product is annotated as tho2 protein. Gene Ontology annotation, biological process: mRNA processing; mRNA export from nucleus. The record is from RefSeq and is a predicted model, not a curated record. Gene Ontology annotation, molecular function: mRNA binding. The coding region runs from base 1 to 7665 and encodes 2554 amino acids. The transcript is spliced from 3 exons. Lineage: Eukaryota; Fungi; Ascomycota; Eurotiomycetes; Onygenales; Ajellomycetaceae. Gene Ontology annotation, cellular component: THO complex part of transcription export complex.
AUGGCUCCUCCGGCUGGCGGGAAGCGUAAACGCGGCGAUAGGUCAUGGUCCGGAGAUGCGGGAAACGAUGGCCCGCGACCGUCUCCUCAUCGUCCUGGAAAUCUCAACCUGGCCCAGCAGCAACAACAAUACCAGUUCCAUGGCCAAGGUCGGGAUUCGCAGGAUAACCGUGGCAGAGGGGCCAGAAGAACAAGCAGAGGCAAUAAUCGGAACGGUACACCAGUGUCGAGAGGAAGUGACGCUCACAACUCUCAUCAGAAAGAAAGCUCUCCCUCAUCGAGAUCUGUCAUGCAAUCGCCUAGAGAACACCAGGAACUAUCUCAGCCGACUAAACCUCAAGCGACCUACUAUGCUUACGAUUACGUGACACAGGAGUGCAUUGAUAGCUGGAUGUCGACGGGAAAGAAAAAUAUCGUCUUAGCUGGGAUCAGCGCUCGGAAUAUGAAAGAUUCCGCAGUUAUUUCGUCUGUCUUCCAGGAAAUUAUCCAUUCAGUUUUUGAAGGCCGAAUAUCUGCAGUCGAUGGCGGGACGUGUGUGAAGGAGAUUAUAGGCGAUGAUGGGGCGACCGACAUGGGUGAACUGAGCGGCCCAAUUAUUCCAAUUUUCGAUGCACGUUCUCUUUUCCUUGAUACCCUCUCUAUUUUAACAGAUGCGGAUGCAUCACAUUCGAAUCUUCGUACCUUUGUAUUUUCGACAGGAAUCUCGGCUUCGUUGAUGCGGCAACAGCUCGAAACCCCUUUGCUACAGUCCCUUGGCCUAAUCCGCGACACCUUUGCUCGUAUGGGUAUUCGUAAACAGACGAAUCUACUUUAUCGACAGUCAAAUUAUAACUUACUACGAGAAGAGUCUGAAGGAUACUCUAAAUUGUUAACGGAACUGUUUACGACUAGCAACAAUGAGCCCCCGUCUGCCGAAGUUGUUGAGGAUACUUUUGAAAGAGUCAAAGCUAUGAUUGGAGCAUUUGACAUGGAUGUUGGAAGGGUACUUGACGUUACGCUAGAUGUAUUCGCUGCAGUUCUCGUGAAACAGUAUCGAUUCUUUGUUAAGUUCCUUCGAGUCAGCUCUUGGUGGCCGAAAGACGAAAAUAUCCUUCGCCGAUAUAGCGUAAUCGCGGAGCCGGGUUUACCGAAAUGGGCGCUACCUGGAUCUGCCGGAUGGUCUACAACAGAGGAAGACCGGGAAGAGGCUCUUCGUAUGAAUGAGAAGCGAGAUCGUCUUUUCUGGGACAGAGCUCGCAAAGUUGGCAUCCGUGCAUUUUUCGAAAUAGGCCGAAGCCAGUUAUUAGACCAAGACCAAUUAAAGUCCAUAUCCGAACUCGGAAAUGGCGCCCCAGAUGAUGAAAAUGAGACUCGGAAGUGGAUCGAGCAAACGGGAACGCUCCCACCAAAAGGAAAUAGAGUUGCAGCGCAACUUCUGGGAUUCAAGUUACGGUUUUACUCGUCCAAUGCUCGAAAUUCCUUUGACAUCUUACCCGAUAAUCUCAUCUAUCUAGCUGCUUUGCUUAUCAAAGUUGGUUUUAUAUCUUUACGAGAUCUGUACCCUCACCUUUGGCGUCCCGAUGAGUCUAUGGAUUCGCUGAAAGAAGAGAAAAUGAAAGAAAAAGAGCAAAGAGAACUGGCCUCUAGGCCUGGCGCUGGCACAAUGAAUGCUUUGAUGAUGGCUGGUGCUUUGAGUGAUGACACCAUGCCGGUACCGGCUCCCAGACCUCGAGAGGCCGAUACUCGCGCAGCAACACCUGCUAAGGAUCAGGAUCCGGAUAAGACGCCUCAAUCGAAAGUCGAUGAGACCAAAGACACAUUACCCGAACCAGCUGACCAGAAAGUGCUUCUAUUGAAAAGCCUGCUUGCUAUUGGUGCCUUGCCGGAAUCCCUUUACAUCCUUGGUCGAUUUCCUUGGCUAUUAGAUGCGUAUCCGGAGCUCCCAGAAUACAUCCACCGUAUAAUACACUAUUCUCUGAGCAAACUCAGUGGUUUGUCGCGACCAAUGUCGUCAAGGAAUGACAUUAAGGAUCAAAAGAAGAUCGCCAGUUCAGAUCAAGCAAGCCUUCCAAAGGGACAUAUCCGUUUGGCUGAUGGCCCCCCUCGACGUGUCCUUCGUUGGGCGUUGCUAGAUAGAGAAGAUACCAACGAUGGAACAGAUUAUCGAUUUUACUGGGACGAUUGGACUGAUAAUAUACCCAUUUGCCAGACAGUAGAUGAUGUAUUCGCCUUGUGUGAAUCAUUUUUGAAUCUUUCUGGUGUUAAAAUCGGACAGGAUCCAGGACUGUUGACAAAAUUAGCCAGGCUUGGGAAUGAAAGUUUACUUAGCGAUCCGUCGGACUCAAAUCGGACUCGAUGGCGAGAUCUUUGCAAACGUCUCCUGGUCCCUGCUUUGAGUUUGACGAGAGCGAAUCCGGGAGUUGUAAACGAAGUUUUUGCACUGUUGAGUCACUUCCCGCGAGAGGUGAGGUAUUCCAUUUAUGCUGAAUGGUAUUCUGGCCAAACUUCCCGACUUCCUGAUAUCAAAUCCGCCUUCGAUCAAGCGCGAGCGGAAACGAAGGACGCUCUUAAAAGAUUAAGCAAAACCAACAUCAAGCCGAUGGCUAGAACCUUGGCAAAAAUCGCGUACGCUAAUCCGGGAAUCGUUAUCAGCGUCGCGAUAAACCAGAUCGAAGCAUAUGAGAACUUGAUUGAAGUUGUAGUGGAAUGCGCAAGAUAUUUCACCUACUUAGGAUAUGACAUCCUUACCUGGUCACUAAUCAACUCUCUUGGGCAGAAGGGAAGGAGUCGGGUUCAAGAGGGAGGGCUUCUAACUAGCAAAUGGCUCAAUGCCCUUGCAUCCUUUGUCGGUAGGGUAUUCAAACGAUAUUCUACCAUCAUGGACCCUGUUCCUGUCCUUCAAUACGUUGGCGAACAGCUUCUAAAAAAUAACUCCACCGAUCUAGUUAUUCUAGAACAACUUAUAAGUUCGAUGGCAGGAAUCGUGACUGACACAAAUUUUAACGACUCCCAAAUUCAAGCUAUGGCCGGCGGCGAACUACUACAGUCUCAGACCAUGUUACAACUUCUUGAUAAGCGCCACGAAUCAAAGAUGACCUCCCGGCGACUUAUGAAAUCUUUGGCAGAUUCAAAGCUUGCGGGACAGCUUCUCAUAACUGUUGCACAGGAACGGGCCACCUGUAUAUUCAAGGAAUCCGAGGCUGAUGAUGAACUAAAGCUACUUGGUAAUAUCUUUGACGAGAUCCAUCGAGUAUUAACUCAAUACAUCGAUCUACUUAGGAGCAAUUUCACAGUUGAGGAAUUUGACGCUUUCGUGCCUGACGUUGCAAGCCUCAUUGGUGACUUUGGAUUGCAGCCCGAAGUGGCAUUCUGGAUUACCCGGGCUAGUGUUGCACAUCAGAUUGCGGAAGUCGACGCGAAGAAACGGGAGGAGGCUGCGAAGAAAACGGAAAGUGAACCUGCUACUCCUGUUGUCGCAUCAUCGAAGAGUCCCGGUGGAGAUAUGGCAAUGGUCGAUGAUGGCGAAGCUGUGGAAAAAGAAUAUCCAUCUGAAGAUGUGAUCAUGGCUACUGAAGAAUCUGUCCCUAUUUCCAAUGAUAGCCAGAACGAGACGCCGUCAAACCUUCCGUAUACUCCACUUCCAGCUAAAUCUACCGCAGAAAACCUACCAUGGCAUCCAGUUCUCGAAAGCGUUAUGGAAAAAAUCAAAAUCACAAUGCCAAGAAGCACAUGGGAGGUUGUUGGUCUUCCAUUCUUUGUAACGUUUUGGCAACUGUCACUGUAUGACAUUCAUGUUCCUCAACGCGCUUACGAAGAGGAACUGGAACGUCUCAAAAAAAGGAUCCAGGCUAUCUCCCAAGACAGGUCCGAUGUUAGCGUUGCUGGUACUUUGAAAAAGGAGAAAGAGAAAAAACAAAUUAACGACCUCCACGACCGAAUUCUAGCGGAGAACAAGACCCAUCUUAGAUGUUACGGUUUAAAUCGUGCAAGAUUACAGAAAGAAAAGGACCGGUGGUUUAUUGGAUUGAGAGGGAAACAUGAGGCCCUCAACAUUGCGGUCAUGGAACAGUGUCUAUUACCUCGACUACUUCUCUCCCCUAUUGACGCUUUCUACAGUUUCAAGAUGCUAAAAUACCUACACUCCUCAGGAACACCCAAUUUCCGAACGGUGGGAUUCCUUGACCAAUUGUUUCGCGAGCAGCGUUUGACUGCAAUAAUUUUCCAUUGUACAUCUAAGGAAGCUGACAAUUUUGGUCGUUUCCUCAACGAGAUACUACGUGAUUUAACUCGAUGGCAUGCCGACAAGGCUGUCUACGAGAAGGAAGCGUACGGGGCUAAAAGGGACCUCCCAGGAUUCGCUAUGGCUGUGGACCAAGAGGGAAAGCCGAAGUCUUUUUUGGACUAUGAGAACUUCCGUCGAAUUUUGUACAAGUGGCACCGCAUUUUUGGCGCUUGCUUAAAGACCUGUCUUUCAGGAGGCGAAUAUAUGCAUAUCCGCAACGCCAUCAGCGUAUUGAAGGCCGUGGUCCAACAUUUCCCUGCAGUUAACUGGAUUGGCCGAGACAUGCAUACUUGUGUUAACAACCUGAAAACCAUGGAUCCACGUGACGAUGUCAAAAUUCCAGCUGCUUCAUUGAUUGGGGAUUUGAAUAGAAGGGAAAAGAAGUGGUUACUUCCACAAGCGUUCAUGAUUGUGAGUCUACCUGCGAAAAUUAUGGAGGGCGGAGCUAAUUCGCCGAAGAAUGAAUCAUUACCGGGUGACAAGGCCAAAGUACGGACACCGCAGCCCCCGUCAACUACUCCCAAACCACUGAAUGCUUCAGCUCCUGACUUUAAACCAUCUGAGACGUCAACCACGGUAAAUGGUGCGAAGCCUUCAGGGCCCGGGAAAUCAGAGGUUGAAGAUGGCGAGAUUCAAGACGCGAAAAUGUCAGAAGCUAGAAUGAACGAUGCAGCCACAAAACAAGAACUGACAAAAGAUGACACCCAACUGCAACAAAUACCUGACACCUCUAGCACCGGAGAACGCGCCGCUCCAAGUAGAACGGCGCGAACAGAACAGAGUGAAACUCACGCGGCAACACAAGAAGCGCAGCCAGCGAAACCAGUGAAGCCUGCGGAGUCUGCAACGACUUCUACACAACUCCCUUCACACCCCCCCGUGGCCACUCUUGCGCCCCCAGCAGAUACACAAUCCCUUGGUUCGGGUCGUGGUUCAUCCUCACCUGCCCCGUCACGAGUAGUUGGUAAAUCACCUUCUGAAACACCCCACCCGCCAAGCAUCCCAAAACGUCCGGAUGUAGAUCGAUAUCUUUCUCAGUCUGGACCUCCCAUCCGCCCUCUCCCUAACCGACCGGAACCUCCUCGAUCAUUUAAACAUUCUGAUGAGCGAACUGCCAUGAGGCCACCCAGCAUUCCAGAAGAACGAAGAGAUUCUCGAGACAACAGACACCCAGAUCGCCUUGGACGAUUUGGUGGACCGGAUCGCGAGAAGCUGUUUGAGCAUUCCUUCCCUAGCGAUCCCCGAGGCCAUGCUCGCCAAAAUGACCGGAUUGGGGAUAGAGAUAGGCUUGAUGGCCCUCGGAUGGAGAGAGAUUUUCCUCUGCGGCCCUCCGAAGAUCAUCUUGGACGUACAAGCUACAGAGACCCGCACGCCUCUCCAAGAGAUCAGGAAUGGCCUGACAGGACGAACAGAGCGAGGAUGCCCCAAGCAGACGCCUUCCAAGCUCGGCAUGAAUCAGAGCGCCUUUUUAGAGAUGGCGAUAUACAUCAAUAUCGACCUUCUAAUGUUUCAGAAUCUCACGAUCGAGACCAUCCUCCACGCCUGUCUUACCCUGAACCCCCAUCUCACCAGCGACAUGAGCCUCCAAGACCUGAACGGGACGAUAGAAGAAGCUGUGGCUCGCAACCUCCUAGCCCUACCACAGUUGAAGAUUCCAAUCCACCUAAUAGACCUGAGAAGCGAAAUGAGCGUGAAGAGAAGAAACUUGCAAAUCUUAAUGCUCACCCAUUAUCACGCUCAGAGGAUCUCCCAACGGGGCCAAGAGGAGACAGAUCCACUCAUCCCGCAACGGGUGAUAACCGUCAUGGCCAAGACUCGCGAUCAUCGUACCCGCCACCAACGUCAGACUCGUCCUAUGGCAGGUUGAAUCAAGAUUCGAGAUUUCCCUCACGCUCGCAGGAGCAGUUUGAGAGGCCUCAAGAUAUCCCGUCAGGCCCAAGGAGAAAUCCUUCCCAGCGUGGUGGGAGAAACGCUCCGUUGUUGCAGCCUCUUCCAAUUCCGCCACAAGCUUCGGACCGCCAGCCACCCACAGGACCAUCUCACCGACUACCCACGCGGAAUCCUCCCCAUCAGGAUCAGCAGUCCGCCUCAACUUCGUCAUCUGUGCCUGUUCCCCUGGACAAUGUUGACACGUCCGGCAUUCAUCCUGACCGCCUAAAAGCACUACAAGCUCCCGGGGACGAUGGAACUCAACCGUCUUCGCCUCCAUCAACCUUACCACCUUCCGGUCCUCGGAGUGGUGGCCAUCAACAUUCUGUCCCUCCGACAACCACUCGAGGGGCACCUGGACCUUCAUUUCCAGGAGAGAGGGGGCGGGCAGAUAAACGAUUUGCAGGCUUGAGUAGCAUGCUUCAGCAAUUUGGGGGUGCAGCAGAUAAACCCGGGAUGGGGACUUCAAUAAGGGGAAGGGGUGCGAAUCGCGCUGGUAGCAAUUCAAUCAAUGCUCCAUCACCUCAAUCUACCAGACCACAAACUCCCGUUGGAGGGAAGGCUGACAAUUAUUCUGGUUCCGCACCUUCCUCAGGAACGCCAAGGCCAGAGCUUUUCCCUGGUCGCUCUGGCGUCGGACAGACACCACCACAAGAAGAAGCUCGUGGACUUACUCGAGCUGGCCGGAGAGCUGAAAUUAUAGAGAAGGCAGCAACAGAGUCACGACGAUCCCCUCAUCACUCCAGUGGUACUCAUACUCCAGAUCGGGAAAGAGAUCGUGAACGGGACCGUGAGAGAGAACGCCAAAGAGACAAGGACCGGCAAUACCGAGAUCGGGACCGGGAGCGCGACUCCAGUCGUAGAGUUGAAGAGGAAAGUGCGAGGCCCAGUGCUAAACGGGAUGAGUAUCGAGAACGCCAUCGAGACGGGGAUCGUGACCGUGAUAGAGGUCGGGCAACAGAAACCAGCACUAGGGACCAAGCUCGCAACUCACGAGAAUCCUCAUCGCGAAGAGCUGCUCAGAACUCGAGCGCAAACAGAGAGCCUGUCUCCGCUACCAGGCGGAGGGACAAGCGAGAACGUGAAGAGGGGCCCCAAGACAGCCACAACCGUGUCGGUAAUUCUGACCUUUCCCCGCUGCCACCUCCACCGCCUCCCCCACCACCUCCAAGCGAUCAGGAAGGCCGCAGAUGGAGUAGUGGUGGUCGAGGUGACGAUCGCAAUAGAGAUCGUGAGCGGGACCGCGACCGGGACCACGAUCGCGAUCGAGAUCGAGAUCGAGAGCGUCGAGAUGUGGGUAGCGGCCGUGGAGGUAAUGGUGGUGGUGGUGGUGGGACAGGCAACAACAGCAACAAUGGAGGCACUUGGCCCAGGAAACGCGGAAGACCCGCUGUCCCCAGCAUGGAUGGCCGAUCCAACGUUGCUGGUUCCGCAAGAAAUGGAGCUGAAAAUAAAAGGCCCAGACGCGGCCAUUGA